Molecule: messenger RNA, 1272 nt
Organism: Trichophyton verrucosum HKI 0517
Lineage: Eukaryota; Fungi; Ascomycota; Eurotiomycetes; Onygenales; Arthrodermataceae
Product: annexin ANXC3.1
Exons: 2
Coding region: 1-1272 (423 amino acids)
Cellular component (GO): cytoplasm
Molecular function (GO): calcium ion binding; calcium-dependent phospholipid binding
Source: RefSeq, a predicted model, not a curated record
AUGGUCAACCACCACCACAAGGACAGCACCCCCCACAAGGACAGUACCCUCCGCAAGGCCAGUAUCCUCCCCCUGGAGGCGCGCAAGGCCAAUACUACCCACCGCAGGGACAGUAUCAUCCCCCUCAAGGGCAGUACCCUCCCCAUGGCGGCCCUCCUCCUCCGCAGGGACAGUAUGGCGCCCCUCCACCGGGUGGUGCCCCGCCGUACGGAUAUCCGCCUCAGGGACAAUAUCCUCCCGCACAAGGAUACCCACCUCAAGGCUAUCCUCCGCAAGGCUACCCUCCGCAGAGAUAUCCCCCUCAGCCGGGCACCUCCGUCUCCGGGCUACGUGCCAGGCCAGAUGGCACAAGGAGACGCCAGUAGAGAAGCUGACAUUCUGCGCAAAGCCAUGAAGGGCUUCGGGACUGACGAGCUCACACUGAUAGAAGUUCUUGCAAGGCCAGACCCGCUUCAAAUGGCUCUUAUCUCACAUACCUUCAACUCUCGCCACAAGCGCAACCUGGAAAAGGAUAUCGAAAAGGAAUGCGGAGGAAAGUUUAGAGAUGUUAUGAUGGCUCUUGUACGCGGACCCCUGAUGCAGGAUGUCCACGCUAUCAACAAAGCCAUCAAGGGUAUGGGUACCAAUGAAAAGCUGCUCAAUGAUGUGCUACUUUCCCGCUCCAACGCAGACAUGAAUGCCAUCAAGACAGCGUACAAGGCCACCUUCGGGCGUACCCUCGAGGCAGAUGUACGCGGUGACCUGUCCAUGCAGACAGAACAAUUCUUCAACUUGGUUCUAGCCGCAACUCGUUGCGAAGAAAGUGCUCCUCCAAAUCAGUACCAGCAUGACCAAGACAUGUCGCAGCUCUGGGGAGCCAUGGGCGGCAAUACAGGUGUACCCAAGAACACAGUCUGGCAGAUCCUCACCCAGCGAUCCAACAACCAGAUCCGUGCGCUUUGCGAUGACUUCCCCAAGAAGCACAACACUGCUCUCAGCGCGCAGAUCACAAGCCAUUUCUCUGGCCAUAUCCGUGAUGCACUGGUGUACAUGCUUGGCAAGGCAGUUCAGCCUGUCAUGCACGAUGUGCUGGCGUUGGAAGAUACCAUGGCUGGCAUGGGCACUAACGAUUGCCUUCUGAUCGAGAGACUGGUGCGUAUUCACUGGAACAAACACCACCUUGAACAAGUGAAGCAGGAGUUUGAGAAGAAGUAUGGCAAGCCGUUGAGAUCGCGGGUGGCCGGUGAGACCAGAGGGGAUUACGAGAAGGCUCUACUUGCUAUGCUCCAGUGA